Messenger RNA from Mesocricetus auratus (golden hamster), 949 nucleotides. RefSeq names its product adaptor related protein complex 2 subunit sigma 1 (gene Ap2s1). The record is from RefSeq and is a predicted model, not a curated record. Gene Ontology annotation, molecular function: clathrin-cargo adaptor activity. The coding region runs from base 228 to 674 and encodes 148 amino acids. NCBI's taxonomy places the organism in Eukaryota, Metazoa, Chordata, Mammalia, Rodentia, Cricetidae. The transcript is spliced from 6 exons. Gene Ontology annotation, biological process: clathrin-dependent endocytosis; intracellular protein transport. Gene Ontology annotation, cellular component: intracellular membrane-bounded organelle; AP-2 adaptor complex; membrane coat.
GGAGGAAGGCGGGUUCUCCAGCCGGAAGUCAGCUAUAACCCUGGGCCCCCACAACUGCAGGCAGAGCCGGAGCCGCCCAGUUUCCGCGGGACCGGGCCUCUGGGGUCCGGACAGGGGUCGCCAUGGGUGUUGGGAUUCUAUCAAGCACCCGCAGAGCCAGCUGGUGUGUGAAUUCUGUUUAGUGAGCAGGCUGGAGACAUGGCUUGGCGCCCAAACAUACCGAGUAAAUGGUGAUCCUCAGCCCCCAUAUCCGCUUCAUCCUCAUCCAGAACCGGGCGGGCAAGACUCGCCUGGCCAAGUGGUACAUGCAGUUCGACGAUGAUGAGAAACAGAAGUUGAUCGAGGAGGUGCACGCCGUGGUCACCGUCAGGGAUGCCAAGCACACCAACUUUGUGGAGUUCCGGAACUUCAAGAUCAUCUACCGGCGCUAUGCUGGCCUCUACUUCUGCAUCUGCGUGGACGUCAACGACAACAACCUGGCCUACCUCGAGGCCAUCCAUAACUUCGUGGAAGUGUUAAAUGAGUAUUUCCACAAUGUCUGUGAACUGGACCUGGUGUUCAACUUCUACAAGGUUUACACAGUGGUAGACGAGAUGUUCCUGGCCGGGGAAAUCCGAGAGACCAGCCAGACGAAGGUGCUGAAGCAGCUGCUGAUGCUGCAGUCCCUGGAGUGAGGUGGCUUCCGCCCAGCCUGGCCUGCUGGACCAACCUGCCUGUUUACCCCCUGCCAGGCCCGAGGCCCACCCAGCAGCCCCCUCCCUUCCUCGGCUGCCCCAGAGGAAGGACCCAGCAGGGUCUGGGCUGCAUGGGAAGAGGCUGCAACCCACUGCCUCUGGACCCUACUUUGAUGGCAGAGGCCACCUUGAUGUCCUGAGUAACUGUGCCAUUGUCGUGUGAUGCUGUGAGUGUGCGUGUGUGCAGCCCCCAAUAAAUCUGUGGUCCUGCCUGG